AUGGACGUGGUGAAGGCGGCGCAGCUGUCGGGGCGGACGCUGGAGAAGGUGGUGGUGCACCCGCUGGUGCUGCUCAGCAUCGUCGACCACUACAACCGCGUCGCCCGCGACACCAGGAAGCGCGUCGUCGGCGUGCUCCUCGGCACCUCCUCCCGCGGCGUCGUCGACGUCACCAACUCCUACGCCGUGCCGUUUGAGGAGGAUGACAAGGACCCGAGGAUCUGGUUCCUCGACCAUAAUUACCAUGAGUCUAUGUUCUCCAUGUUCAAGAGGAUCAACGCCAAGGAGCAUGUUGUUGGCUGGUACAGCACUGGUCCAAAACUAAAGGAGAACGACUUGGAUGUUCAUGCAUUGUUUACCAAGUAUGAUUCUGCUCUGCAACCAUUUAUCCCGCACUAUGUUCCUAAUCCUGUCCUGGUGAUUAUUGAUGUUCAACCCAAGGAGUUGGGAAUACCCACCAAAGCAUAUUAUGCUGUAGAAGAGGUUAAAGAGAAUGCUACUCAGAAAAGUCAGAAGGUGUUCGUCCACGUGCCAUCAGAAAUUGCAGCCCAUGAAGUCGAGGAAAUUGGAGUUGAGCACCUUCUGAGGGAUGUGAAAGACACAACAAUAAGCACACUUGCAACAGAGGUCAGCAGCAAGCUUGCAGCCCUGAAAGGACUCGAUGCGAGGCUUACGGAGAUCCGGGGUUAUCUAGAUCUUGUAAUUGAAGGGAAGCUCCCACUGAACCACGAGAUUCUGUACCACUUGCAGGAUGUGUUUAAUCUGCUCCCCAAUCUCAACGUAAAUGAGCUCAUUAAAGCGUUUGCAGUGAAAACAAAUGAUAUGAUGCUGGUCAUUUACCUGUCUUCUCUUAUCCGGAGUGUCAUUGCUCUCCACAAUUUGAUCAACAACAAGAUGCUAAACAAGGAACACGAGAAGGCCGAGGAUUUGAAGCCAGCCGCCGUACCUACUGCAGCCGGGAGCUGA
Molecule: messenger RNA, 966 nt
Organism: Triticum turgidum subsp. durum (durum wheat)
Lineage: Eukaryota; Viridiplantae; Streptophyta; Magnoliopsida; Poales; Poaceae
Source: the annotation of a GenBank genome assembly